This is a messenger RNA of Dibothriocephalus latus, 1044 nucleotides long. NCBI's taxonomy places the organism in Eukaryota, Metazoa, Platyhelminthes, Cestoda, Diphyllobothriidea, Diphyllobothriidae. The record is from the annotation of a GenBank genome assembly.
AUGUCACCGUCUUCGCCUGUAUCUGCCUCUAAGGACCAGACCAUGGGGACGCAGGACGAAUUUUCGACCGCAAUGGCUGAGGACCUCGCCGAGUGGAUGUCUCAUCUCGUCCCGGAUCUUGCCUGCGAUCUGACUGGGGACAAUUUCUUUGACAAAAUCUCUGACGGCACACUUCUGUGCCACUACGCAACUGAACUACACCGACGCAUGAUUGAGAGUAAAUCAGGCUCCAAAAAGGGUGGCAAGCAGCGCCUACACGGGGUCCGCAUUGCUGGUGCCAAAGCUGUCGUUCCCAGUGAACCCCCAGCUUAUCAUUCGCGGGGACAUAAAUGGCAGAACCUCGCGGGUGGUUCCUUCUGGGCACGUGACAAUAUAGCCAACUUCCUUAAAUGGUGUCGCUCAGUAGGAUUUCCUGACUACAUCCUCUUCGAGACGGAGGACCUGGUAUCGAGAAAGUGUUUACGCAGCGUUAGUGUCUGCUUGUUGGAAUUGGGUAGACUUGGCGGAAAAUUCGGAAUGGAGGUGCCAGAGGUAGUACACCUCGAGAAGCAAAUAGAUGCUGAACUGGCUGCCGAACAUUGUGAUGAGCCCGAAGGGGAAGGGAAGGAUAGGCCCUUUAUGCCCAAGAACAAAAUUCCGGUUGCGCGCAUGUCUUCUUUGGACGUAAUCGUAGACAAAAUUCUGACUGAAUGCACUUGUAACCCGCCCUUCUCGAUGGUUCGUGUCGGCGAGGGUCGUUAUGUUUAUGGUGAGAAAAGCACGCCCAUCUUCGUUCGACUGACCACUCUCUACGCUAAAGGUGUUAUCGGCAGGUGGAGCUCUGGACUGUAUCCUGUUAUAAACAUCGACUUAAUAAGUGGGGCUUUGAUAUCUUGUUUAUGCGUACCUACGGGUAUGUGGACCUGCAGCAGGUGUAAUACCAGUUUCGAUUAUGCAAAUGUUGGAUCGAAAAAAGAGGAGGAGGAGGAGGAGAAAAUAGAGGUAAAGAUGAAGAAGUCUGAGAUGACCUUAUCUGAGUUGUCUUCUGUGACCGGUCAGCAAUAG